Colletotrichum graminicola M1.001 is the source of this 1335-nucleotide messenger RNA. RefSeq lists its product as uncharacterized. The transcript is spliced from 6 exons. Bases 1 to 1335 code for a protein of 444 amino acids. Gene Ontology annotation, biological process: mitotic intra-S DNA damage checkpoint signaling; cellular response to ionizing radiation; DNA repair. Gene Ontology annotation, cellular component: checkpoint clamp complex. The record is from RefSeq and is a predicted model, not a curated record. Lineage: Eukaryota; Fungi; Ascomycota; Sordariomycetes; Glomerellales; Glomerellaceae.
AUGGCUGUUCUUAACUUCACCCUUAGUGAGGAUGCCGUCGCUGCUUUCCGCGAUGUCUUGACCUGCAUGAACAAGUUCAGCGACGACGUCUCCCUCGAGGCCAAGAAAGACAAGUUGAUUCUUACCGCUCUCAACCAGUCCAAAUCAGCCUACUCCUGCUUCACCUUCGCCACCAACCGCUUCUGCUCCCGUUACCAGUUCGAAGGCAAUGCGCAGUACCGGGACAAGUUCUAUUGCACGCUUCACAUACGUUCUCUCGCCUCCAUCUUCCGCAGCCGCGUGGGCGGCGAUCCGCAACGCGACCGCGAGAAGGAAAGCACGAUCGACCGCUGUGAUGUUGCCGUUCAGGACGGCUCGGGCGUUAAGAGUAUGACAUCUACGCAUCGACUGCCCUUUGAGGUUGCGGUGCCAGUCCAUGCAAAGUUCGACAGUGACGAGGCCGUCCACCACUGGACCAUUCCUUCACGAACCCUGAGACAGCUAAUGGAACACUUCGGCCCCGGUGUUGAGCUGCUGGACAUCAACUCGGACGGCGAGCACGUCAACUUUACAUGCUUCACAGAGAAGACGACGACUGGAGAUGAGGUUCUAAAGAAGCCGCUACACACAUCGAUUGCGAUCGAAGUGGAUGAGUUUGAAGAUAUCGAAGUCGAAGACAAGCUCCGCAUCGUUGUCAGAGUCAAGGACUUCCGCGCAAUUAUCCAGCACGCAGGCAUCACCGGCAACCACCUCUCCGCCCGCUAUUCCAGCCCCGCCCGCCCCAUCCGAUUCACAUAUCCCGGCGACGGCAUCAGCUGCGAGUUCCUGCUGAUGACGGUCGGCGAGAGGGGGAAUCCGGCCCAGAAGACGAAGAAGGGCAAGGCCAACGCUGCUAACGCCGCCCCACGACAGCAGCUCGAGGCCGCGUCUAGAAGACACAGCGCCGCGCCGUCCGAGAUCCCGCAGCCCGUCGAACAGCCGCUAGCCCAGAGCAUGCCGCCUCCCCCGCCAGCGGCGUCUGCGGCCAAGAGUGCCGUUGCAGCGCGCACAUCACUGUUCGAUUUGCGGCCAUCCCAGCGACCGCCCCCUGCAACCAAUCGUUCCGAGGGCCUGUUCGUGGAUAAUGACUACGAAUGGGAGCCAGUUAGGGACGAAGAGGACGAGGAUGCGGAGGAGAAUGCUAGACUAGAGUGGGAUCAUAGUAACCAGCCCAAUGUGUCUGCAACACACCUGGGCCGCGCUGUCGCUGAACAGAAUAACGAAUUCGAACCAACUCAGGCGAGCAGCGUAGGUUUAGAGCCCACACAGCGUAUUUCCGAUGUCAGACGCCUUGGCUUGUUUUACCAGGGCCCGUGA